Messenger RNA from Gambusia affinis (western mosquitofish), 1397 nucleotides. It is a transcript of the gene jtb, whose product is annotated as jumping translocation breakpoint. Gene Ontology annotation, cellular component: spindle; cytoplasm; membrane. The transcript is spliced from 6 exons. NCBI's taxonomy places the organism in Eukaryota, Metazoa, Chordata, Actinopteri, Cyprinodontiformes, Poeciliidae. The record is from RefSeq and is a predicted model, not a curated record. Bases 386 to 838 code for a protein of 150 amino acids. Gene Ontology annotation, biological process: mitotic cytokinesis.
CGUUUCUCGGGUUUAUGGUGUCGUCGUGAGCAGAGGCCGCCCGUCAGACAAUCCGGUAACAGCCUGUGGAUUUCAGUAGACUCUCUGUCUAGUCUCCGGUCAUUUUCAACGACCAUUGUGUUUUAACCGUCGCUGUAAAGCAGCUGCUCUUCCUCUCAGCUGCCGUGUUGGAUUUAAAAAUGGCGGCUGUUUCAGCGGAUCACGGUCUCUGCAGCCUUUUGCCUUAACUCACCCAGUUAAAUCUGAGCACCAUGUAAACAAACCAGGCAGCAAUCCAAGCCAAGCACCAAUCCUGCACCAGCUCCAGAACCAGUGGGUUACUGGUGAGUAACCAGCAGCAGACAGGGUGGCGGCGCUGUCACUUUCCAGCUGGAGCGGCAGGCUGAUGGAGAGCAACUGCCGGAUCCCAGUCGCUUGCUGUCGGCCUCGGGUCCUCGUGCUCCACGCUCUGUUCUGGGGUCUCGUCUCGCUCAGAGUGUUCGGAGCGGCACUGCUGAGCGAGGAGAAGACGACAGCAGUGAAGCCUGUUGUCGCCCCCUGCUGGCUGCUGGAGAACUUUGUGGUGCUGGAGGAAUGCAACCGCUGCAGCGACUUCAACUCUAAGACACAGACGGUUUGCAAACAGACGGGAUACGUGGAGCGGGUGAACUGCACCAAGACCAGCAGACAGGAGUACAAGAGCUGUCGCUCCGCCCUGAUGGAGGAGCAUCUCUUCUGGAAGUUUGAGGCGGCCAUGUUGGCUCUGACGGUCGUCUUCGCCGUCCUGGUGGUCAUCCGCCAGCGCUGGCUGGAUCGCCUCGCCUCUGAGAAGGUCCGCCGACAGAUCGAGUCCAUCUAGGAGAAGAGGGUCGUGUUGGGUUUUUAAAUCCUUUAGCAGUAUUUUUAAAAUGGAUCCAGGUUUGGACCGGACUUGUUGGACGUCCUCCAUGGAGCUGGCUGAGCUCAACUCCCUGUCUGUGAAGUUUUUCCUCUUCACCAGCUACUGUUUCUCUGCUAAAACAGCCGAACAACACUAAAACCGGGACAAUUAGUCCUGACUCAUGAUGCAAACUGUAGAUUAUAUUUUAAUGAACAGAGUUUAUAGAGAAAUCAGGGAAGGGGUAGUUUGAUCUGGAUGAAAAUAGAAGUGAAACUGACAAACUUUGGAAAGAAAAGCUGAAACGUCUUUUCCUGCAUUGCGCUGAUGUCACAGUCAGGAACUUCCUUAUAUGGACUCUGGAAGUGACAAUUGGCAGCGGCUGUUUCUGGAGUGUGGAACAAAGAUCUUUCUUUCUUCUUUCAAGAUUAAGCAUUUUCCUGCAGAAAUACAAAAUAAAAGUCUGAAAAAGAUUCAAAUCUGAUAUUUAAAGAUGCAGUUCUGUUUCAGCGUGCUAUUAAAAACUGUUUUUACAUCCGUG